AUGGCGCCCACCGACGGAGCUGCUUCUACGGCGGCUGCAAGAAACGAAGCUCCAGCUAGCGGCGACCCAAUUCCAGGCCCAACUAUACUAUUCUGGAUGGUGUGUUUCGCGCUGAAUGCAAUGGCAGCGCCGUCCGGGUCAGACAUCGGCCUGGGGUACGAGCCUCGCUGGCUUCCGUCCCUAUCUCCAGUUAUACCGGUUUUUGACGCCAUCCAUAUUGUCGGCACCUGGCUCGUGUUAUACUACAAGUCUGGCCGGUCAUACCGUUUGGCUACGGCCGAGACAUUACUGAAUCGCGUUCUGGGCGGCAGCGGAGUCACUCAAUGGGUGCGCAAAGAGCGAGUUCGUACCGAAAUUGGUUCCGUGUUGCACGCCUUACAACAGCUCUAUCAGACUAUCCCAGCCAGGACGGGGAGUAUAUUAGCAUUUUCUGCCUUUGAUCACCAUGAAACCGCGCGGGUCAUCGCUGAGCUCCAGUUACAAAUCAUUCUCGUUCGUGACGAGUUUAACAGCUUCAUUUCCUCUGGUCGCGCCCAUCACCACAGGAAAGCCCUCGCUGGAUUGUCAAAUCUCCUCGAUGAAGAGUCCAAAGUAAACAGUCUUCUAGGGCUAUUGUUAGGCUUGAACAACCAACAUACAAAGAAAGAUGAGAUAAGCCGUCUUGUGUCAAAUUUCAAAUCCACGGUAAUCGCUGCUCAAAGAUUCAUGGGCGAUUGCGAGGUUCGGGAUCACACCAAAGCUAGAUCUGCGAUCAAGAGUCUUAUAGAGACCAUGAAUUACCGCUGGUUCUGUUUCACCCUCGGAGUUUUGCCUCAGUUUAUCAAACUCUUUGGAAGCCGCGGAAUACUAUGGUGUCAGGUUUGUGGCGCUGGCUAUCUUGCCUCUUGGGCUAUUUUUGAGGCAUUGGUAGUGGCAGCCAAGUUAAUGAACCUAGACAAACCUGACACUGAGUUGAGCAGGGCAUGGGAUUCUGAUUCGACGCGGCCCGGUAACAAUACGGAUGCGACAAAUUGUCUCAGUCUCUCUGGAACUACUGUCGAACGUGCUCAGAAUAUGCCCGUGGAUGGCUUGCCCGAAAAGAAUAUCUACCUCGAUCUUUUAUCAAUUAGUCUGGGAGCAAUGUCAGUGCUGGGUCAUACUCUGACGUGCACCUUUCUUUUUGUCGUUGGAAAAGCGCGUGCGGAUUCAUAUCAUUGCCUUGCCCUCAUGCCAAUAUGGAUCAACGACUUCAGCAACACGUUUCCACUCCUGCAUAAUUUCUCGGGGAUCGUUAAUUUCACUAUAUUUGGGAUGUCUGUGCUGGCAAUCCUGCGGCUCAGCUUCACCCUUUGCCUUGGGUGGGCUUCGGGGGAAACCACAACAAUACUUGAGAGGAAAGAUCUCUUGGUAUUCACCGGUGCAUUAGUUGCUAGUCGGGGCCUGAUUGGGACCAUUUGUGUGAGCGACAGUGCUCGAUCUAAGUUGCUGACUGGCCUGCGGGUUGUGUUUUACUGCGUCCCUACCGUAUAUUACUUUCUUGUGAGAUACGAUGAUGACGGGACUGAACUUUUGAGUUGGGCAGAAUGGCUCGGAUAG
Molecule: messenger RNA, 1575 nt
Organism: Pestalotiopsis fici W106-1
Lineage: Eukaryota; Fungi; Ascomycota; Sordariomycetes; Amphisphaeriales; Sporocadaceae
Exons: 1
Coding region: 1-1575 (524 amino acids)
Source: RefSeq, a predicted model, not a curated record